UAGUCAGGAGGUAUCAUUGGUUAUACUAUGCACUUUGUCCAUAAGAUACACAUACCGGAUCUUCCUCUCACUCAUUUCGAUUAAUCUGAAUCCAUCAACAAGCCUUUAUUGCAAAGAGUGGAAUAUGAAUUUCUGGGAAAACGAGACUAAUUCUUCUCCUCACUCUCAACAAUCAUCGUACAGACUCGUCGACAGAUGUAUCCGUUUGAAAACUACAUAUUGGAACAGAGAAUAUACAAUAAUUUUGCUCGCGUAUAUAGGUUUAACAAUUGUGUCGUGUCAGUUUAAUAUAUACUAUGAGUAUUUCGACUCUUUGGUAAAUCAAAAUAAAGUUGACUCUAAUCAUUUUGCUUACAUAGAUUACUACGAGUAUGGAUAUUAUAUCAGUUUGAUACCUGCCGGUAUCUUGGUUACCAUUUAUCCAGCUCACAAUAUUUUUGGGAUUUCCUUUACCAUUUUGUCGAUCUGUUAUUUAAUCGCAACCACGAGUGUAUGUUACGUAGACGCUCACGUGCAUUUCUUCUUACAAUUCUUUUUGGGAAUGGCAAUGGCCACGGUGAUUAUAGCGAUUGACAGGGUUUGGACGUAUUGGGUGCCACUGGAUAAGCAGACAAUACGUCACGUUCCAAUAGUCCUGCACGAGAUUUUACACGAAGGCGGAUAUAUUUACUACAGCAUAACCGAACUAAACCACAUAUUUUCAUCAUAUACUUUAACUCUGUCUAUGGGACUGAUGGGGUUGGCGUGGUACGUUGUGUGGUUCUACGUGAUCAAUGGUAACCAAUUUCGGAGCCUGAACGUCGAUGUCAUUUUAUUUGGAGGUUCGAACAACCAUCGAUAUUCUUUUGAAACAUCCGGUUUUUCGUUAAUCCGUUCAAUCGUGUCGGACAUACCGUGGAAGUCGUUGUAUACUUCAAAGCCCGUCCUCGUGAUUGCUCUAUUAUACGUGUGUAAUGUUCAAAUAAUUAAUAGAAAAGCAGAUGGUGAUUUCUUCUCUACCGAAUUUAGUGAAUGGAAUAUGAGAACAUGGACUAUCAUAAUAUUGCUUCUCGUCGUCAUCCUGGCAGAAUUAUUUCCCGAGAUUAUUAUAUCCACUUCAACAACCAACAUCAGAAAGUUUUGGACUUGCUUAUAUUUCGGUUUAAUGAGCAUAUAUUUUUUUCUGGAAUCUAUUAUCGGCAACGCUUUAGAAACCAAUGAAAUUUUACAUUUUGUGCUUAUAGAAAUAGAAUUUCUUUAUACUUUUGGAUUCUACUUAAACUAUUUGGAUAUCGCGCCAGUUUAUGCUAGCUUACUUUUUAGUCUAUUGCUGAGCAUGCAUUAUAUUUCAAGUUUAUUUUGGGAAUUAGUCCUAAAAACAAUAACCAAUUUUAAGAUACUAGACGAGGCCGGAAUUGAUAUGUUUAUGGCAGUAGUAUGUUUAGCGAUGGCAACGUGCUAUGGUAUUUUUGCUUCAGCGGAAGUUCAACCGUGGGCAGCAGACAGAUCAGUAGAAGAAAAUCAACAAGAUAUAAUUGAAGACGACGGUAUACCAUCUGUGUAACAGACGAAUGAAAUACAUUUACUACUGUAAACAAUACACAUUACACUCAAAUGCGUCAUUUAGGCAAUAUAGAUAUAAUACAAUUAUUUAUAUUUAGUAUUGUAAUUGUUAAUUUGUGUUGAUUAAAUGUAUUUGUAGGUUUUAAAAUAUUUAUCGGAAAUAACCAAGGCCGUAUUUGGAGGUUCAAUCAUCCCCCAUACUUUUAUAGUUCAUACAUUUAAUUUAGGAAACUCAAUUUGCUAAAAUAAUUUUUCAUGUACAUAAUAAUAUUCGUUACUAUACAUUAUUAAAAACCAAAUUU
Molecule: messenger RNA, 1844 nt
Organism: Rhopalosiphum maidis (corn leaf aphid)
Lineage: Eukaryota; Metazoa; Arthropoda; Insecta; Hemiptera; Aphididae
Product: vesicular glutamate transporter 1-like
Exons: 10
Coding region: 125-1543 (472 amino acids)
Biological process (GO): monoatomic anion transport
Molecular function (GO): transmembrane transporter activity
Source: RefSeq, a predicted model, not a curated record